CAUUGUCCUGGGUUUUGUCUAGAUGAGUAUUUCUUGUCAAGGUCACGCAGUGGGAGAAGUACAAGCGUGGCUACUACGUUCUGUUGGUCUGGGCAAGCCUCCUAAGCCUGGGGAGAAUUCCCUUGGACUCCACCUUCUAAAUAUACAAGCAUUUUGGGAGUGAGACUCAGAAAUCGGCCUUUUAAGCAGACCUUGGGGCAGUUUUUAGCUGACUUAAAUGAGUAUUAACUGCCCUAGAUUGUAGCUCAUAUGUCCUAUAGCUGGCCUUUGAAAGGAUUUUUAAAUAAAAAAAAAUAUAAGCAGUGAUACUCCCUACAAACAUAAUUUGGAAAUUUUAUUUUGAUACUACAUGAAAUAUGAAAUUGAGGACAACAUUUAGGAUUUCCCAGGUGACAGAGCUGAAUGAACCUCUAUCUAAUGAAGAUCGAAAUCUUCUCUCUGUGGCCUACAAGAAUGUAGUUGGUGCCAGGCGAUCUUCUUGGAGGGUCAUUAGUAGCAUUGAGCAAAAAACCAUGGCAGAUGGAAAUGAAAAGAAGUUGGAGAAAGUUAAAGCUUACCGGGAGAAGAUUGAGAAGGAGCUGGAGACAGUUUGCAAUGAUGUCUUAGCUCUGCUUGACAAGUUCCUCAUCAAGAACUGCAAUGAUUUCCAGUAUGAGAGCAAGGUGUUCUACCUGAAAAUGAAGGGCGAUUACUACCGCUACUUGGCAGAGGUGGCUUCUGGGGAGAAGAAAAACAGUGUGGUUGAAGCUUCUGAGGCCGCAUACAAGGAAGCCUUCGAAAUCAGCAAAGAGCACAUGCAGCCAACACACCCCAUCCGGCUUGGCCUGGCCCUCAAUUUUUCUGUGUUCUACUAUGAGAUCCAGAAUGCACCAGAGCAGGCCUGCCUCUUAGCCAAACAAGCCUUUGAUGAUGCUAUAGCUGAGCUGGACACAUUAAAUGAGGAUUCCUAUAAGGACUCCACUCUCAUCAUGCAGUUGCUGCGAGACAACCUCACCCUCUGGACGAGCGACCAGCAGGAUGAAGAAGCAGGAGAAGGCAACUGAAGACCCUUCAGAUCCCUGGCCCUUCCUUCACCCACUCCCCCCAUCAUUACUGAUUCUUCCUUGCCACAAUCACUAUAUCUAGUGCUAAACCUAUCUGUAUUGGCAGCACAGCUAUUCAGAUCUGCCAUCCUGUCCCUUGGGAAGCAGUUUCAGAUAAACCUUCAUGGGCAUUUGCUGGACUGAUGGUUGCUUUGAGCCACAGGGCAUUCCCUUUUGAAUUGUGCAGAGAAGUGUGUUCUGAAUGAAGCAUUUUAUUAUGUCUGUGGAUCUCUGGCAAAUCUAGGUGAUGGUAAUUGAGUGUAGAAAGGAGAAUUAGCCAACACAGGCUAUGGCUGCUAUUUAAACAAGCUGAUAGUGUUCUGUUAAGCAGUACAUCUUGUGCAUGCAAAAAUGAAUUCGACCCUCUCACCCCUUCCUUCAGCUAAUGGAAACUGACACAGCGACACCUUGUUCCUUCACCAUCAGCUUUAUAGACUGUUUACCGUGAGCUUUCAGCAGCCCUUGCUGUGCCUCUUGAAGUGAUGACGUGCGCACACUUUCUUUUCAAUGCAGUGCAUCAGAAGUUUUGAUAUGUGUAACUUUUUUUUUUUGGUUGUGAUUAAGAAUCAUGGAUUUAUUUUUUGUAACUCUUUGGCUAUUGUUCUCGUGUAUCCUGACAGCAUCAUGUGUGUCAACCUGUGUCAAUCAUGAUGGGUGGUUAUGAAAUGCCAGACUGCUAAAAUAAAUGUUUUGGACUUAAAAGAGUAAAUAAAUGCUGCUUUGGGGAUAUUA
Peromyscus eremicus (cactus mouse) is the source of this 1814-nucleotide messenger RNA. It is a transcript of the gene Ywhah, whose product is annotated as tyrosine 3-monooxygenase/tryptophan 5-monooxygenase activation protein eta. The coding region runs from base 357 to 1043 and encodes 228 amino acids. The record is from RefSeq and is a predicted model, not a curated record. Gene Ontology annotation, cellular component: cytoplasm. NCBI's taxonomy places the organism in Eukaryota, Metazoa, Chordata, Mammalia, Rodentia, Cricetidae. Gene Ontology annotation, biological process: signal transduction. The transcript is spliced from 2 exons.